CUUUUAAUUGAUGCAGAUCCCAGUACAGUUGAUGCAGUGAACAACGCCAAGGAGUCGCCACUGCAUCUGUCGGCUCAACACGGUCAUGGCAAAGUGGUCGCUGCAUUACUCGCUAAGCAUGCCGAUGCACGGCUGAGGAAUGCUCGAUCUGAAACCGCACUUGAUGUAGCGGCACGUCUUGGCAAGGCAAACGUUUGUCGCUUGAUCAUAUGCAAUUGUCCAGAAUUAGCACUGCAGAUAUUCUGA
This is a messenger RNA of Gongylonema pulchrum, 246 nucleotides long. The record is from the annotation of a GenBank genome assembly. Lineage: Eukaryota; Metazoa; Nematoda; Chromadorea; Rhabditida; Gongylonematidae.